Mustela erminea (ermine) is the source of this 463-nucleotide messenger RNA. RefSeq names its product WSC domain-containing protein 1-like. The transcript has 2 exons. The record is from RefSeq and is a predicted model, not a curated record. Bases 20 to 463 code for a protein of 147 amino acids. NCBI's taxonomy places the organism in Eukaryota, Metazoa, Chordata, Mammalia, Carnivora, Mustelidae.
UGACAGGAGGUCAAGGCAGAUGCUAGUGGGCCUUGCACGGGAAGAAUGGCCACCGUCCAUGUUGACAGGAGCCGGGAGGCCUGGCCCCGGUGGGCACCCCACAUGCUUCUCCCCGCUCGCUCCCCGGCAUAAGAUCCCCCUGGCCAUCCUGUGGGGCUGGGAGUGCUACUGUGUUUACCCCACGCCUCAGUUCAGCCUCCGGGAUGCCGUGGAUAGUGCGCUAUGUGGCCAGGAACCCAAGGCACAGAGGCUGGCUGGAUACUGUGAGGUCUACCAGAAGCCCGUGCAGGACACUCGCUGCACGGACCGGCAGUUUCUGCCCACCAAGGCCAAGGUGUUUGUGGCUCUGCUGAGCUUCCCGGGAGCCAGGAACACGUGGGUGCAGCACCUCAUUGAACACGUCACCUGCUUCUACACGGGGAGUUACAGCUUCGAUGGGACCCUGUACAACAAGCUGCCGUGA